AUGCCUGGCUCUCCGUCAACUUUACAUCAAAAACCGACCAACCCUAGCCGGGCUUCUCCGCAGGAAGGUCGGCCCGCCGACCCUCCUCCGCUGGCCAGGGCCGCAGUCUCGGACAUGCAGAGUACUCGCGGAGACAGUAACAACCAGACGCCGAAAAAGUCAACGAAGCGCAAGAAGAAACGCCAGCGGAAACGGCAUAAUCGUCGGCCCUCUUUUCUGAGUGCAGAGGACCCCGAGUCGGGGGCCCCUCGCCGUCCAUCGAUUGCUGAGCCGGGGGAUAUGAUGGCCGCCAGUCAGACCAAGUCUCAAUCUGCGCUGCCAUUCUACAAGCUGGGGAGGGACCUUAGCAGCACUAGUCUGGAAAGCGAGGCUCUGUUGGAUCAUAGGCACCAACCCAUGAUACCCCGUCGCGAGAGUCGUCUAUCCCAGUCUUUUCGGCCCGGGUCAUUGUCGACCCCAACAUAUAUGGGCUCGCGCAACCCUCCCUCGGCUACGAGGACGCUACAUGAGGAAGAUGAUAGUGAUAUUUUGGAGGAAGUGAAUGAUCGUACACCACUGGUGCGGCCUACCUCGAGCCACAAGCCGCCUCUCGCCCGGUACGGGACCGAUUCCAAGUCGAGCGCUUUUUCGUUCCGCCGGCGACGCUCUUCGGGGCGGUCCAGCUCCUCUCACCGUUCACCUCGUGCGGUCUCGAGUCCGGCCGUACCGGAGCCGGAACGCGAUUAUGAUAUCAACAAUCCUCCCUCGAUACCUGGAACCCCCAAGCUCGGCGCGGACAUGGGGUAUGACGAUGCCGUCGUGACGGGAGCGGACUUUGACUUCAAUCUCGCCAAGUCGGUCGAGAAUCGGCUGGAAUCUAUGCCCCGCUCCAAUGACAUGGUCAUUGAUGUAGAGGGAGGUCCCAAACGCUUCGGCAAGUCUGCCCCCUCCUCCCCGGGAUCGCCUCGGUCUCCCCGUGAGCUUCGUCGACGCCGGACAGUGCCGGCGGAGGAAGAUGUGUGCUUCCCUACAGAGGAAGCGUCCGUGCUGGCUGAGGAGGAGGCGAGAGCCGCACGCGCGGGAGAACGUCGUAGACGUCGGCGCCGCGAGUGGCCAGAUCUGUCAGUCUUGGAGGAAUGGAGCCGUGAGGAGAAAGAGGAUCGAACGGGCGAUUUGCGAGCUAAGAAAAUCAGUGAGCCGGUGCUUAUCGAGGGCCGGCUACGUCCACAGUACCGACUCUGGCGUCGCGAGGAGGAUGAGGUGCCCUACCGCUUCACCUAUUUCAAUGAAGAGUUCCAGAGUACGAUCCACUCGCAGACUAUCUCCGAGCUGGUGCAGCCUGGGGGCAGCUUCCGCGAGCUCUUCAUUCCCGAUCCUCCCGAGCUAGAAGUGUCUUCGGAUGAAGAGGACGAGGAGGAGUCGGAUGAGCGACUUGCGGACAGCACAGCGGAGAUCAAGUCCAAUGGCAAUCAUGCGGCAACGGAUGCAGGCAACAAAGGCCCAUGGCAUGAUCGACAACAACCACGCAUGUCGAUCAUCAGCGAAGCCGUUUCCGAAGCGCGCACCUCCGUCGACGCCUCCCCUCAUCCCCCGGCUCCUCCCCAGAAGACCAAGCGGUACGGACCCCGCCCGACUUUCUGGUUGGACGUUCUGAGCCCGACCGACGCCGAGAUGCGGGUUAUCGCUAAGGCGUUCGGCAUUCACGCACUCACGGCUGAGGAUAUCAUGAUGCAGGAGGCUCGAGAGAAAGUGGAGCUCUUCCGCAACUACUACUUCGUCAACUAUCGUACCUUCGAGCAGGACCCGAAUAGCGAGAAUUAUCUGCAACCAGUCAACAUGUACGUGGUUGUGUUUCGUGACGGGGUUCUGUCCUUCCAUUUCUCGCAGACGCCGCAUCCUGCCAAUGUCCGGCGUCGGAUCCGGCAGCUGAUGGAUUAUCUGAUCCUGAGCGCCGAUUGGAUUUCGUAUGCGCUGAUUGACGACAUCACGGACGUGUUCGGGCCACUGAUCCAGUCGAUCGAGGAUGAAGUCGACGAGAUCGACGAAAUGAUCAUGCGGCUGCACUCUCCCGAGAGCGACGGCAAGGAGGAGAGUGGCGACGACGCCCAGGCUUCACUCGCCCCGGGAGAAAUGCUGCGCCGGGUCGGCGUGUGCCGCAAGAAGGUCAUGGGCAUGUACCGACUGCUGAGCAACAAGGCAGACGUUGUGAAGGGGUUUGCCAAGCGGUGCAAUGAGCAGUGGGAAGUGGCACCCAAAUCCGAGAUUGGUCUGUAUCUGGGUGAUAUCCAGGACCAUAUCAUGACGAUGACCAGCAGUCUGACCUACUACGAGACACUGUUGUCGCGCGCACACAGCAACUAUCUGGCGCAGAUCAAUAUCCUGAUGAACGAGCGGCAGGAGCAGACGGCGGAUGUCUUGGGCAAGCUGACGGUGCUGGGAACGAUUGUGGUACCGCUGAAUAUCAUUUGCGGAAUGUGGGGGAUGAACGUGAAGGUUCCUGGCCAGGACGUGGAUAACCUACACUGGUUUUGGUCGAUUACGGGAGGCCUGAUCAGUCUGGCGGGACUAGUACAGUACGGCUGUUCUGUUUCAUAG
Molecule: messenger RNA, 2574 nt
Organism: Aspergillus terreus NIH2624
Lineage: Eukaryota; Fungi; Ascomycota; Eurotiomycetes; Eurotiales; Aspergillaceae
Product: magnesium transporter CorA family protein
Exons: 5
Coding region: 1-2574 (857 amino acids)
Biological process (GO): magnesium ion transmembrane transport; intracellular magnesium ion homeostasis
Cellular component (GO): plasma membrane
Molecular function (GO): magnesium ion transmembrane transporter activity
Source: RefSeq, a predicted model, not a curated record